Molecule: messenger RNA, 585 nt
Organism: Suillus fuscotomentosus
Lineage: Eukaryota; Fungi; Basidiomycota; Agaricomycetes; Boletales; Suillaceae
Exons: 5
Coding region: 1-585 (194 amino acids)
Source: RefSeq, a predicted model, not a curated record
AUGAUUCCCCUAAAGUCGAGCAUCACAGAUGGCCAGAGGCUUGGUUUCAACAGGAAGCAAGCCAUUCACACCAUUCACCCCACACAGGUUGAUAUUGAGCUUGCUCUUGAUUGCAUGCUUGAUGGCCCUCCGAGCACCGUCACUGUUUCAGAGCGUCUGGAACAACUGCUGACCAUUCGUCGAGCGUGGACCUUGUUCGAGUGGAAGAAAGAAGUUCGGGUACCCAUGCCUGCUCCUGGACACACGCUGGUUCGGAACGACAUAGGCAUCUCAACGAGAGACUUCGCCAUCGAUCCAUCGCAAGAUCUCAUCGCUUUUGUCCACUUUGACGAUGACCCUGUGAACAAUUCUAAUUACACAGCGGUCCAUAUACACACUAUCCCUUCCAAUGUCAAGCAUCCCGAAGCAUCAUCUCCUAUUCUUCGCACCCUCACCCCGUCCAUAAUGACCAGCGCAUUCAUACAAAUCGUGGAUGAUGUGAUCGGGAUGAUGUUUUGGAUGGAGCUCGACAAUCCUUGCAUCACAAAUCUGGAAUUGGAAGACAGGUCAAAUACUUGUCGUAAGUGCCUGUCUAUGAACACCUAG